CGGCCGCCCCCUCCGCCGCCUCCCGCCGGUACCGAGCGGCUCGCGGGUGUCGGUGCUGCCCCGGCCCCGCCCCCGCUCCCGCUCCGGGACAUGGACUCCGACUCCUGCGCGUCCCCGUUCGGGCCGGAGGACUUCUCCCCCGCCGCCCGGCGCCGCCGAACCGUGGAGGACUUCAACAAGUUCUGCACCUUCGUCCUGGCCUACGCCGGGUACAUCCCGUACCCGCAGGAGGAAACGCCGCUGCGGAACAGCCCCAGCCCCCCCAACAGCACCGGAGGGACCAUUGACAGCGAUAGUUGGGAUCCCCGGUUCAAUGACAUCCCCUCCUCCGUGGCCCUGCCCGCGAAGAGCAGGAAGAGCUUCAGUCAGCUCAAGCGAGCGAAACCCUAUGGGUCCCUGUUCCAGAGGGCCAAACCCGGCAGCUUCCUGCCGGAGAGGAAGCAGAUCGAUAAGAUCAGGAAGAAGAAGAAGCUGAAGAGGAGGGAGACGGAGGUGUCUGCAGAGGAGGACUACGAGGAGAAGCUGCUGGAGCUGGAGGCAGAGGACUCUUAUGUAGAGACACCAAUGAGCCCCUCGUCCGAGGGCGAUGCGCCGUCGGCACCCGAGCACUGCUCGGUGUGGGACUCUGACACCCCCUCCAGCGGGUCCUGCCCUGCCGGUGCGCCCGAGCCGGCCGUGCAGAUCCAGAGCGUGGGCAAGCGCACGGUCAUCCGGCAGGGCAAGCAGGUGGUGUUCCGGGACGAGGACGGCACCGGCGACGACGAGGACAUCAUGGUGGAUUCGGAUGACGACUCGUGGGACCUGGUCACCUGCUUCUGCAUGAAGCCGUUUGCGGGGCGGCCGAUGAUCGAGUGUAAUGAGUGCCACACCUGGAUCCACCUCUCCUGCGCCAAGAUCCGCAAGUCCAACGUCCCCGAGGUCUACAUUUGCCAGAAGUGCCGGGACUCCAAGUUUGACAUUCGCCGUUCCAACCGCUCCCGGACGGGCUCACGCCGGCGCUUCCUGGACUAGGGGGUUUGGAUGGUGCCGGGGCUGGGGGGGGUCCCCCGAACUGCUGCUGCUCAGGCUGAGGGGCCGCCCGCCGGCCUGCGGUGACCGGGGUGAGGACAGGCCGAGUGGUCGCAACUGCUGCUAGAUAUGGAUUAGCUCAAGGACAGACCAAGCGGGGCCUUGUCCCGUUACAACCACGGAUCGGGUGAUGGGGGAAUGUACGAUACCUUUGCCACGUAUGUUCUCUCAUCCCAUCAGGACACUGCAAACCUCCUCUGUGCUGGGAGGCUCCUCCGAAGGGGGGGGAAGAGGAGGGAGUCUGUGUGAAGAGUCUGAGUAAAUGGCCAUGUGUUUUAAUUUCAGUGUAAUAUUAUCCCUGCCCGUUUGUCUGUACGUAUCAGUCUCAGAUAUUCUAAGGCUCUGUAGGGGUGUUGAUGUGUCCCGAUCUGCUGCCUCCUCCCCAGGCUCAGGCAGACGAGAGGUCUGGCAUUUGGCAUCAUCCAAGUGAGGAUGGGACUUUGUCCUGCGCUGGGGGCUGGCAGGUUGGAAGGAAGAGAGCAGCCCUGUCCCACUGGGGAUCAGCAGCAUCGGGUUCCUCCCUAGAAGGUCUCUUCUGAUGGUGCUUUCUCAUGACUUUGUUUUGCAUGAUCAGCUUGAUGUAAGGGGGAGGCUGUUUCCUCCGUUCCCUGGCCCUGUGUUAAGCUCUAAGGUGCUGUUUUAGGCCAAUGAUGACUCUCCCCUUCCUCAGCCCAGAAUUCAAACAUGGACUGCAAAAGGGGUCGUAGUAAACCUAGAACCUGGCAGGUCUGCGCUGGGACUCGAUCGGUUCCAUCCGAGUACUGCAGCUGAGCUCACUUUUGUUUUCACUUUUGGUUUUGGAGCCUGGAUUUGUAAUCAAAAACCCCAAAUCUUCAACCUCUCGGCUGCAAACGAUGCAGAUAAAAGCAAAUGUGGCUCUGCAGGUAGCAAGGUGAAGUGCAAUGAAGAUCCAGCUGCUGUGGGGGAGUCCUGGAGAGUGCUGAGGCCCUUGAUGGGGACUUCCUGGGGAUUCCCAAAGGAAUCCUGUUGAAUGUGAUGGGAGUCAGGCCUGUACAUGAGGCUGAGAUGACAACGCUGUUCCUUAGUGACCAGCAGUGUGUAUGGAGCAGGGGUCUUGCCAGCACAGAGCCAGGUUCCCUCCUCUGAAGUCUGCCAUAGAGCUGUGGCCAGAGCAGCACCGCAGUGCCCUGGGGCCAUGGCGUGUGGGGUGCCAAAGGUCUGACAGCCUGGGGCAGAGCAGGAACUGCACCAUGUCUAGCUGCUUCUGACCUGCUGCUGCAUCAAACCUCGUUCCACCCACUCCGGGGUCUGAAACCAGCUCCUGUGACACCUUAAGCCCGUGGUGUGGUGCCCUUCAGAAGCCGCACGGAACCACUGAGGAGUCUGCCAAAGACUUGCCCCUGACUGCUCUUUCCAGCCCAAAAACAACCAAAGUCCUCCAAUGCUGUGGUUUCACUCUGCCAACGGAACGGCUUCGGGAGACGCCGGUCGUGAGCUGCACCAGGGUCAGACCUGCUCUGAGAGCUGCCAUCUCUGUUCACAGCGUGGCUGCAGCUCAACCGGACCUCACCAGAGAAGUGGUGAACUGCCAAGAGAACUGGCUCUGUUCCCCUGAGGUUCCAUACUGAUCAAUGGGACUGACUCUUGUUCUGUUACCUUUCCAGAUGUAUCCCUUGGAUGGUGUCUGACAAGUCCAGCACGUUACAGUAUCAGCAGAGAGAAACAAACAAGUAACAUCUCCAUUCUUUUAGUUGAUCACUUCCAGCCAUGUAUAAUUAUAGUUUAAUUCAGAACUUUAUUUUUUCAUUAAAACUGUUUUAAUGAA
Molecule: messenger RNA, 2854 nt
Organism: Melopsittacus undulatus (budgerigar)
Lineage: Eukaryota; Metazoa; Chordata; Aves; Psittaciformes; Psittaculidae
Gene: PHF13
Product: PHD finger protein 13
Exons: 4
Coding region: 91-1011 (306 amino acids)
Biological process (GO): mitotic chromosome condensation
Cellular component (GO): nucleus
Molecular function (GO): chromatin binding
Source: RefSeq, a predicted model, not a curated record